Apodemus sylvaticus (European woodmouse) is the source of this 5026-nucleotide messenger RNA. RefSeq names its product zinc finger protein 883-like. NCBI's taxonomy places the organism in Eukaryota, Metazoa, Chordata, Mammalia, Rodentia, Muridae. Gene Ontology annotation, biological process: regulation of DNA-templated transcription. The transcript is spliced from 6 exons. The coding region runs from base 2665 to 4689 and encodes 674 amino acids. The record is from RefSeq and is a predicted model, not a curated record.
UACAGAUGUUAAGGAAUUUGACAGAUCUUUUGCAAAGAUCUCAACUCCUCGAGCACAUCAGCAAAUUCAUACUUGAGAAAAAACAUAAUAAAUGCAAUGAUUGUUAUAUAACCUUUAUCUAGCAUACAUAUCUUAGAAGACAUCAAAGUUCAUAUUAAAGAGACCUAACAUGUGUAAAGAAUGUGACAAAUCUUUUACUCAGAGCUCAACUCUAACAACACUUCAGAAAAUUCAUUCUGAAGAAAAAAAAUACCCUUCUAAAUAAUGUGACAGAGCAUUUAUCCAGUCUGCUUACAAAUCAACACUAUACAUAAUAUAACAUAAAUAUAUCCAGACAGGAUGGCGCAAAACUUUAAUCCCAGCACUUGGGAGACAGUGCCAAUUGGAUCUGAGUUUUGAGUUUGAAGUCAGCAUGGUCUACAGAGCAAGUUCCAGGACAGCCAAGGCUACACAGAAAAACCCUGUCUCAAAAAAUACCAAAAAGCAAACAAACAAAUAAAAAACUUAUGGAAGACUUUAAGGAAGAUUGUAUUACUUACCUCCUGCUGCAAGAGGAGACUUCUUUAACCAAGCUUGAAAGUAGUACAAAUAGAUAAUCAUAAACAUGAAUAUUUAUAUGGCAGAUAACAAGAUCAAUAACAGAACAUCCAUAGUUUCUACCCUUGAAUGUACAAUUCUCACAUCAUGAUUUUUACCAUGUUUACAGUACUAGACAUAAAUUUACCUUUAUGGAGCAGAUCUCAAAUCCUAUCAGGAAACAGGUUGAUUGUGCCCAUUAACAAUCAAGUCAGUAUUGCACCAGUAAACACAACUUGACUCGUAGAUCAGUGUUGUAGGAUGCAAAGCAUAAGUAUGACUAUCGACAUUUUUUCUCUGCCAGCAGCCUGCAUAAGCUCUUGCAGUGCUAGAAAAGUUAGUCAGCAGGGAGAGUUUCCUAGUAUGUUCAAGAUUGCUCUCCUAUAUACAUAUUCCAACCAAAGUGUUUGGUGUCUUCAGCAACACCAUGUGUUUAUAGUGGCCAAGAAAGAUCAUUGGCAAUGAUCGGUUUGCUUUGGAGUGCCUCUCGAGCUGCCAUGAUUAGAAAUUUCUAAGCAGAUACCAAUACGUGCUAGAGAGAAUUUCAUGUAAAAGCCCUGGGAUUAAAUGUCUGGUAGUAACAUUUACCCAUGUGAAAUAUGUCUGUUCAAACGGUUUAAAAUUAUACUUACUCUUAACUUGUAAGAUAGUGGAAUUUCAUAAGACUUCUUCAUACCUUUAUGCAUCCUUUUUGGUUAACCCACCUGCUCUUCCUCAUUUCUUCCUAUCCAUCCCUAGUUAAACAUUUAGCAAUAUCCCAAUUCUUUUAUAUCGCAUGUUAUCCAAUAUUCUCUAUCCUGCUAUCUUCUCCUACUAUACUUUUUACUUGGGUUGCAAAUGAUAGGCUGCCAUGUAUGUUCUUCAUGGAAAUGUCAUUUUUAUUGAUCUUUCACAGUCCCUUAUCUUCCCUGUCAGUCCACUGCCUAUUUGAACUAUUCUGUCCCCAUUAUACUCACCCUCUAAUUUCAUAUCAUUUAUCCAACCUGUCUUCUUACAUCUCUCCACUAAUGAUCCAUUUCUAGCUUCCUGGUUUCUAUAUGUAGUCUUACUUGAACACACAAAACAAAAAGUUUGAAACUAGAGCCCACAUAUUCAGUCAUACAUAUGUCAGUUGAUGGAUAUCUAGGUUGAUUUCAUACCCUGGAUACUGUGAAUACAGCAGCUAUGAACAUGAUAGUCAAGUGCUCAUGAGUAAGAUGCAAAGUUCUUGGAGUUUAUGCCCAGGAUUGGAUAUUGUGUAUAAACACCAUAUCAACCAAUAUGAAAGAGAGAUAUUAAAGUCUUUUAUGUUGGUUGAUGUUCCUUAAACAAAGGAUAUUAAAAUAGAGGUAAAGGAACAGGAUGCUUUAGUGGAAGGUGAAGCAUUCAGUCCUAUAGAGAAGGUCCAAAGAUCAGAAAUAGACAACUAAAUAACUUCAGGAAGUCUCAGAAAUUUGCAAGUUUCAUAGUUCCCUUCUGCCGCAGGCAUAUAUGCUCUCUAAGGACUGCAGAUGCUGUCAGACAAGACAAGGUGCACAAAAGAUGCUUAGACCAGCCAUGAAGCAGACACCUGUGAAGCUGCUUGGACUAGAUAAGACAAGACAAGCUGCUUGGAGGAGUUAGUGAGUGGCUUAAAGGACACACUUCCCACCUCAAGUGAGAUGUCUAGAAGUGUGCAGUGAUCCCCAGGUUUGCAGUUUCAUCAGCCACCAUCUUCACAGCUGUCAUGAAGUCUUUUGUGCUUCUGUCAUGAACUCCUCAUUCUUGCGGACCCAAGGCGGCUCCAGGGCUCACCGGAGGGAGGGGCCGGAAAACCCUCCUUUCUCUGAAGGACCUGGGGGAAUCUUUGUUUGCGGGGUGGGUGGCCGACCCUGGCCGACUUCCUGCAGCCCCUGGAGCCUUGUGGGACGGUGUGGGAGAGUCUCCAGUCAGCACCACAGUGGCGGGAACCGCAGCCCGGCGAUCCCGGGAUCUCCAGGGCUUGAACUUUCGAGCAGGACAAAGUGCCCUGGAAGGUGGAGAAAGAGGCAACAGUCGCAAAGGAUCCAGGGCUAGAAGGAGUCCAGCCAUUGUUCUUGAAACAGAAACUGAGCAGAUCAACAGGAAGAAAUGGCUGCUUCUCCAGUAAGUACAUCCCAGGGUCUGUUGACAUAUGGGGAUGUGGCUUUGGACUUCUCCCAGGAGGAGUGGGAGUACCUGGACUCUGCUCAGAGGGCUUUGUACAUCGAUGUGAUGUUGGAGAAUUACAUCAAUCUGGUCUCUGUAGAGAAGCAUCACAUGUGUGGUAAAUAUGAGAAGGUCUUGGAUCAGCACUCAGAGCAUAUAGUCCAUCAACAUGUGACUAUACAAGAGAAGUCUUACAAAUAUAAGGAGCUUGGCAAAAUGGUUCAUGAAUCCUCUCCAUGUACACCUUAUAACACAAGUAGUACUGCAGAAAAUUGCGACAAGUACUGCUACCAGGAUGCUUCCAUUGAAUCAUCAAACCUAAACAGAUAUAAAAGUGUGCAUACUGGAGAAGAACUUUUCAAAUAUGAAGAGUGUGGCAAAUGUUUAUGUCCGAACAUUAGUCCAAAUCAAAGUAUUCACUCUAUAAGGAUGGAGCACAAGUAUACAGAAGGUGAUAAUCUUUGGGGCUCUACACACAGACUUGUACAGCAAAGAACGCAUAGUGGAGAGAAAGCGCACAAUUGUGGGAAAUGCUUUAGGAGUUGCUCAAGUCUCAGUCCACAUCAGAGACUUCACACUGGAGAGAAACCAUGGAAGUGUAAAGAAUGUGGUAAGUGCUUUAAGUGGUUAUCUCACCUUAAAACCCAUUGCAGAAUCCAUACUGGAGAGAAACCUUACAAAUGUAAUGAAUGUGAUAAAGGUUUUUCCCGGUUAUCUAGACUUAAAAGCCAUUAUAGAACCCAUACUGGAGAGAAACCUUACAAAUGCGAGGAAUGUGGUAAGUGCUUUUCUCGGUUGUCAAGACUUAAAAGCCAUUAUAGAAUCCAUACAGGAGAGAAACCUUACAAGUGUAAGGAAUGUGGCAAAUCUUUUACCCAUUGCACAGGUCUUAGUACACAUCAGAAAAUUCAUACUGGAGAGAAACCUCACAAAUGCAAAGACUGUGGUAAAUCCUUUUAUCUGUUGUCAACACUUAAAGAACAUCUCAGAGUCCACACUAGAGAGAAACCUUACAAAUGCAAAGAAUGUGGUAAGUUCUUCCAUUGGUUGUCAGGCCUUAAAAGUCACUACAGAAUCCAUACUGGAGAGACACCUUACAAAUGUAAGGAAUGUGACAAGUCAUUUUCUCGGUUAUCAAGACUUAAAAACCAUUAUAGAAUCCAUACUGGAGAGAAAUCCAAAUGUUUAGAAUGUGACAAAUACUUUACCCAAUGCACAGCUCUUAAAAGGCAUCAGAAAAUUCAUACUGAUGAAAAACCCUACAAAUGUGAAAAGUGCAGCAAAUGUUUUUAUGUGUUGUCUCACCUAAAAAGCCAUUGCAGAACCCACACUGGAGAGAAACCUUACAAAUGCGAGGAAUGUGGUAAGUGCUUUUCUCAGUUAUCAAAACUUAAAAACCAUUAUAGAAUCCAUACAGGAGAGAAACCUUACAAGUGUAAGGAAUGCGAUAAAUCCUUUACUCACUGCACAGCUCUUAGUACACAUCAGAAAAUUCAUACUGGAGAGAAACCCCACUCGUGCAAAGACUGUGGUAAAUCCUUUUAUCUGCUGUCAAGACUUAAAGAACAUUAUAGAGUCCACACUGGAGAGAAACCAUACAAUUGCAAGGAAUGUGGUAAGUUCUUCCAUUGGUUGUCAAACCUUAAAAGACAUUCCAGAAUUCACACUGGAGAGAAACCUUACAAAUGUGAAGAGUGUGACAAAUCAUUUACUCACUGCUCCAGUCUUAAAGCUCAUCAGAAAAUUCAUGCUGGGGUGAAACCCUACAAAUGUGAAGAGUGUGGCAAGUCCUUUUAUUGGUUGUCAAACCUUAAAACCCAUUCCAGAAUCCACACUGGAGAAAAACCUUACAAAUGUGGCGAAUGUGAGAAAUCCUUUACCCAGCGCUCUCUUCUUACAAAGCACAUCAGGAUCCAUACUGGGGAAAACCAUGAACAUAGGAAGUGUGUGAGAGCUUCUGAUGAAUGAUUGAUUCAUAGAAAAUACCAAGAGUUUAUACUAAUUCAUGAGGACAAAAUGUAGUCAGAAAAUUCAAACCAGAAAUAAACCACAAGAAUGUUCACUGUUGUGAAAUUCUCAUGUCUUGUGUAUUAAAAAUUCUAUGCUAGAAAACCCAUGAAAUACAUUGAUUUUUUUUCAAAGCCUUUACCUAGUGUUAAAAUUGUAGAUACAUCUGAAAAUUCAUCCUGAAGGAAAACCCAAGAAACUCCUUAAAUAAUGACUCCUCUUUUUCUUACCUUCAAUAUAAUCAUUCAGGAGUCAAACUAUACAGAUAACAUGAGUAUUAGAAAUGUGAAAGAGAUAA